AUGGCUACUAAAAGAACUAGGAGUUCUGUAUGGAAUCAUUUUGAAAAAGCAGAUGAUCCAGAGUAUGCUGUAUGCUUAGUGCAAGGUUGCAAAACAAAAAUAAAGCAAUCAUGUGGGAACACUAGCAAUCUUUUGAAACACCUCAAGACAAAGCAUGGAAAGGAGCAUCAAGAGUGUAUGGAUGAAAUGAAAGCUUCAACAGAGAAACGAAGGAAGACAACAGUGGAUCUUCAACCUACUCUUGCUCAGACACUGUCAAGUACAACUCCUUAUCCUAAAGACUCAGCCAGGAAACAGAAGCUAGAUAAAGCAGUAAUGUCAAUGAUUAUCACAGACCUCCAGCCUAUGUCGAUAGUUUCUGAUCCUGGAUUUCAAAAUCUAGUCGAGACACUAGAUAAAAGGUAUGUACUACCAAGCAGACCUACUAUUACAAGACGCCUGCCAGAGCUUUACAGUGAAGUCAAAGCAAAGCUACAAACAGAGCUUGACAAAUCUGCUACUCACAUUGCUGUCACUACAGAUAUUUGGACUUCUCUUCAAACGAAAUCUUAUUGUUGUGUAACAGCACAUUACAUCACUCCUGCAUGGGAACUCAAAUCAGUCUUACUAGAGACUUUUGAAUUCAACACAGAGCACACUGCUUCUCAUAUAGCAGCUGAACUGAAUCGAGUGACCACUGGCUGGAAUAUCAAUGGUAAAAUCAUCUGCGCUGUUACUGAUAAUGCCAGCAACAUGGUUGCAGCAAUUCGGGAAACUGGUUGGAGGCAUUUACCAUGCUUUGCGCAUUCCCUCAGUCUUGUGGUACAAGAUGCCAUGAAAGCAGAUGAAGACCUUUACAUCAUCAAAAAUAAGUGUAAGGAUAUCGUUUCACACUUCCACAGGAGUGCUAAGUCCAGUGAUAGAUUAAGGAACGUGCAGAAGCAGCUUGAAGCACCAGAGCACAAGCUGGUACAGGAAGUCUGCACAAGAUGGAACUCUACUUAUCUCAUGUUUGAAAGGUAUGUGAAACAACAUGAGGCUAUUACUGCAGCUUUGUGCUUUCUUGGCCAUAAUGAUCUCUGCCUUUCUACCGAUGAAGUCACAAAAAUUUCUCAUGCCAACAGUGUUUUAGCGCCAUUUCUGGAAGCAACAGAAAACAUCUCUGGAGAUCACUACGUAUCAGUUUCAAUGAUAUUGCCACUGAAGAAAUUACUUCAUCAACAGUCUUCAUCACAGCAGUCAUCCUCAACAUUAGCUAAGAUCUUAGCUGAUGAAAUACACCGACGAUUCUCUUCACUAGAAACAUCGUAUGUGACUAGUGCAACAGCGCUACUUGAUCCCAGAUUUAAAAAAAUCCCAUUCUCUUCCUCAACAUAUAUUGAGCAAACUACAAAUCGGAUAGUUGGAGAAAUGGCAGCCCUUCCCACCACUGCUGACAGUUUGCCAGAUGACCAAUCUGAAUCCGAUGCCCAUGUCACAUCAUCCAGUUUGUGGAGCUCCUUUGAUGAGAAAGUAGCUCAAUCAACAUCUCACAGAACUCCAGCAACUGAGUGCAUUAUAGAAAUAAGAAGGUACUUUGAGGAACCGAAUAUAGAGAGGAGCUUUAAUCCAUUAGAAUGGUGGAAAGCCAAUGCAAUUCGUUUUCCGAGGUUGAGUAAGAUAGCCGCAAAAUAUCUGUGUAUCCCUGGUAGUUCAGUUCCAUCUGAAAGGCUCUUUUCUAAAGCAGGGCAGCUAGUGUCAGAGAGAAGGAACCGCAUAAAGCCCAAGAACAUCGACAUGAUUCUUUUUCUGAACCACAACAUCAAACUAGUCUAG
Molecule: messenger RNA, 1794 nt
Organism: Amphimedon queenslandica
Lineage: Eukaryota; Metazoa; Porifera; Demospongiae; Haplosclerida; Niphatidae
Product: zinc finger BED domain-containing protein 1-like
Exons: 1
Coding region: 1-1794 (597 amino acids)
Molecular function (GO): DNA binding; protein dimerization activity
Source: RefSeq, a predicted model, not a curated record